This is a messenger RNA of Lolium perenne, 402 nucleotides long. RefSeq names its product putative F-box/LRR-repeat protein 23. NCBI's taxonomy places the organism in Eukaryota, Viridiplantae, Streptophyta, Magnoliopsida, Poales, Poaceae. The record is from RefSeq and is a predicted model, not a curated record. Gene Ontology annotation, molecular function: protein binding.
AUGGACGCUGCUGCGCCGCGGCCAUCCGCGCCGGAGGAGCCGCCAACCAGGGACUGGUCUCUGCUGCCCCUCGACGUGCUUGCCUUCGUCUUCGUCAGGCUCAACGCCGUCGACGUCCUCAGGGGCGCUGGCCUCGUGUGCCGCUCCUGGCUCCAAGCCGCCAAGGUGCCAGACGUGUGGCGUGUCGUGGACAUGGGGUACCACAGAAUCAUGUUAAGGUUCGACGAGAAGGAACAUGCUGACUUGUGCGCCAUGGCUAAGGCAGCCGUCGACCGUUCCGAUGGGCAGCUUCGGGAGUUUGCCGGGAGGACGUUUGUCACCGACGAGCUCAUGCAGUACAUCCUGGAAAGGUGUGUUUUCCUUCGUCGCUUGCUUGCAGUUCUAAAUUGUGUUAAUCAAUAG